Molecule: messenger RNA, 657 nt
Organism: Aspergillus costaricaensis CBS 115574
Lineage: Eukaryota; Fungi; Ascomycota; Eurotiomycetes; Eurotiales; Aspergillaceae
Product: PaaI family thioesterase
Exons: 10
Coding region: 19-507 (162 amino acids)
Molecular function (GO): fatty acyl-CoA hydrolase activity
Source: RefSeq, a predicted model, not a curated record
UUUCAUUUCCGUGAAAAAAUGACUGCCUUGCGUUUUGUCCGCUCUGUUUGGGAGUCCUUUCGGGCUAAUUCGGGGCUAGAGCCUCGUCUGCUAGACAAUCUUCGUGUGACUGCUGCCAAACCUGGGUUGGUCAAUUUUGAGCUCGAUAUUAAGAAGGAGCACACGAACCGCCUGAACAUCCUCCAUGGCGGCACCAUUGCGAGCAUGGUGGACCUUGGUGGCUCCCUAGCUGUCGCUUCCCGUGGUCUGUUCGCGACCGGUGUCUCGACCGACCUGAAUGUGACGUACCUCAGCUCUGGUGGCAAAGUAGGAGACAAGAUCCUAGCGGAAGUCAGCUGUGACAAAUUUGGCAAGACCCUUGCAUACACAUCGAUUAAAUUCGCCAACACUAAGGGUGAAGUUUUCGCCAGGGGAAGCCACACCAAGUUUGUCGCUCUUGCGUGGAAAGACCCCCAAAAUAUUGUUGAGGAGAUCAAGAAGCUUGAGUCCGAGUCCUCAUCAUCUUAGGUAGUCAUUACGCAUGUCUGGUGCGUUUGCUUAGGCGAGCUUAUUGUUUGCUAAUAUAGUAAACACUGGCCUCUUCUUCGGCUGGGCACGAUAGAGCACAUGGAUUAGAAUGGAGUAUAGAGAUUUUUUAUGUAUAUAAAGCGGAACUAC